AUGUCCGCACCAGCAGACGAGGCGGAUGAAGCAGUUGCCGCAUUUGCCGCGGACGAUCCGGACUUGGCGAAACUGUUGCCUACGCUAGACGAGGAAGACUUGGAAGCACUGAAGGCGGCUGACGAAUGGGUGUACGAGUGCGUAGUCCUGAGUCGUGUCUUGCACUUCAAGGCUCUUCGGAUUGCCCAGAUACUGAACAUUAGCCACUAA
This is a messenger RNA of Anthostomella pinea, 210 nucleotides long. The record is from the annotation of a GenBank genome assembly. NCBI's taxonomy places the organism in Eukaryota, Fungi, Ascomycota, Sordariomycetes, Xylariales, Xylariaceae.